Molecule: messenger RNA, 783 nt
Organism: Zychaea mexicana
Lineage: Eukaryota; Fungi; Mucoromycota; Mucoromycetes; Mucorales; Lichtheimiaceae
Exons: 3
Coding region: 1-783 (260 amino acids)
Source: RefSeq, a predicted model, not a curated record
AUGGUGAAUGUUGUAUCUGCUGUUGACGAGGAGGGUAUAUCUCCAAAAAGUGCCAAGCUCCGCCUCUUGACUCUGGCCACUAGCAUGGAUCAAUUCAAGUCUAAUGUUGUCGAAGGCAUUGCUGAUUUGUUGGUGAAACUACCGUUUGACCCCAUCGCAGACAAGAACCAAUUUGGAGAAGUAGACGUACAAACCAGGUAUUAUGAUCCAUUGCUGUCGUCCAUUGUGGCAGAUACUACGAGGAAGGUUGUAUUACGAUGGCCGAACAAGGAGGACACAAUGACCACUGGCAUUCGUCCGGACGCCAUUGUAUCCACCUUGGUCCAACGUGCAUUUGGGCAAUCCCUUGGUUUUGGAGAAGUCAAGCUUGGCGGUGACAACACCACCAAUCAUUCCCUUUGCUUGGACACGCUCAAGCUCGCCGUCUUGUCGCGCAACAGCGUCUUGAAGUAUGACCAUCCUAUUCUCACUUUUCAAGUUAAUGAAAUUGGCCGCAUCACCCUGCCUGAAGCGUUAUCCUGCCUUCACUCAUUCAUCACACUGAAAAAUAUCCGUACGUUAUUGCGCGUCACCCUUUUAUUUUGGCAUUGCUGUUACCAAGCAGAUUCAUCACCAUCUGUCGUUGCACCUGUCAGCACGCCAUCCCCCACAUCCCCCAAAGUUGCAUAUCCAGUCGAUACCUCAACAUUUUCUCCCUCUGCAAGUCCCCAUACCACACAAUUAUUCCAGAUGAUUAACAAUACCACCUCGAAGUAUCGUGACUGUAGCAUCCAAUAUAAAUAA